Messenger RNA from Plodia interpunctella (Indianmeal moth), 2241 nucleotides. RefSeq names its product connectin-like. The transcript is spliced from 3 exons. The coding region runs from base 181 to 1641 and encodes 486 amino acids. Gene Ontology annotation, molecular function: protein binding. Lineage: Eukaryota; Metazoa; Arthropoda; Insecta; Lepidoptera; Pyralidae. The record is from RefSeq and is a predicted model, not a curated record.
AGUGGAAAGCGAACUGCGGUGAGGUGAGGACGCGUGUGCGGUAGUCUCGGGCGCGCCGAAGUUUCGGUUUUCGAAUUUUCAAAUAUAAUAUUUGUGACUUGAAUGGACUUUCUUCACGGCCAUUUGCUUUAUGGCCUGAAUUUCGGCUCGUUUAUCAGAUACCAGCCGUAUAUGUGAGCAAUGAAACAAAUAACAAAAUACCUGAUCAUCAUCGCUUCAUUGAUGACAGUAAAGCUAACAGUCAUAGAAAGCAAGAACGACACAAAAGUGAAACUCGACAGAAUCUACUAUCAUUCGCCGAUAUUCAUCAACAUAUGUGACAUCAGUGACCGUCGAGCGAAAGUGCAUUGUUAUUGCGACAGUAAUAAACAAAAGUCGGCUAAAACAGCUGACUGCUGGGUUUUCAGCGGCGGUAUAACAGAAGAUGACCCAAUUUGGCCCAGUUUCUCAUCACAGCCUGAAAUAGAGCAUCUCAUGUUUAAUGUUCGCUCGGACGACGCCUUAACUUUUGUCCCGGCCAAAGCUGUAGUUAGACUGGACAGACUCAAACAUGUCUCCAUACAAUUUGGUACUAUAAAGAGAAUACCACCAUAUGCGUUUACAAAUUCGUCUACAUUAAGACAGAUUAUACUAAAAUCAAAUAAAAUCAACACGCUGGCACGGCAUUCUUUCGCACAGAUGAUGAUGCUGUCCAAUUUAAGCCUGGAUGACAAUCAAAUAUCCGAGCUGAGAAACGAUAUAUUCUUCAAUUUACCAAACUUACAUGUUUUGCACCUAUCGAAUAACAAUAUUAGCUUAAUACACGAAGGUUGCUUCAAGCAUUUGAACAACCUAAUGGAAUUACGGUUAGAUAAUAAUUACAUAUCAGUAAUAACGAGAGAGAUGUUCCAAGGGUUGGAGAACCUUUCCCGAUUGAAUUUGAGAAACAACAAAUUAACUAUGAUUGGCAAUUUGGCCUUCAGCGAGUCUUGGAGCCUGAAGGAAUUGCUGAUUGAUAACAACGCCAUAGAAUACAUAUCAGACAGAGCCUUUGGUGGUUUGACGCAAUUGAGGAAACUGACACUGGCUGGAAACAAGCUGACGACGUUUUAUGAAGACAUACUGGAGGGAAUACGCGGACUAAUACUUCUCGAUCUGAGAGACAAUCUUUUGCAAACGAUUUCGUACGAAUCGAUCCACCCGGUCGUGGAGAAUGAUAAGUCUGUCUCAGUGGCAGUUUACUUGGAUGGUAAUCCACUCAACUGUAAUUGCCGGCUGUCCUGGGUGUACGUCCUUCGGAACGAGACCAAACAUGGUAACUUGAGGAGCGCCCUCGAAAAAAUAUCAUGUAUCACCGACACGCCUAAUGACAGACACUCAAGUCAAGAGGACUCGGCAAACGACAAUCAGAACGUACUUUCCGACGAUAACUACGACUACUAUGACAAAAGCGAAGACUAUAACAAUAGUAAAAUUAAAAUAAGUAAAGCCAAGAAAUUAAUCGAUAUACCGCUUGAAAGUUUACCGUGCCCACAGGAAAUUAUGCAGUCUAUAGAGGAAACUUACGGGCAUCCUGUCCAAAAUGAAAUUAGACUUAAAGCAUUUUCUUCGGUUGGUAGAAUUGCUCCCAGUAUAAUCGUUAUUUUAAUGUUGGCAAUUUAAGUUGUUAAAAAUACAAAGAUAUUUGUGAUAUUAGAAAUUAAAGUUAAAAUGUAAUUGUAUUCUAUAAAAUAGCUGUACCUAUCUGUCAUCGAAAUUGAUCGAAUGUUAAGUUCUUGUAAGAUCGUAUUAGAUUUUGUAAGUAUUUGGCUGAUAGUUAUAAAAUGUUAUGAUAACUAACUCUGCGGUAAGUAAUGAUUGUAUAUGUUAAUUAAAUAGGUACCUAAUUGUUGAUAAAAUUAAAAUCCUAAUUUAUGAAUUAGUAACUUCUAAUAUCUGCCCUAUUUGAAGAGAGAUUACACGCACGCAUGGCAUUGAUAUCAAUUGUAAAUAUCAAAAACAAAUAAUUUAUUCAGAAAUUAGACCUUCACAGGCACUUGUUUCACGUCAUAUUCUAAUUUAAUAUUUACCAAAGCUUAAAACUACUACUAUUGUCGUUAAUUGACUUUCGCCCAUAGACAAAAUUUAAUUAUUUUUUAGCACGCAGUAUUAAAAUAUUAACUAUUUUGAUUCGAUAGCCUUUUCCUGCUGUGGCAGGUGAAAUAACUCGUUAAGUUUUCUAUCAUUUCAAUUCGUAACAAUAUCUAUACGAAAAAAAAAAAA